UCCUUUCUACUGAAUUUUCUACAACAAACAUGGCCGCGAAGUCGGACGGCACGGCCGUGCUGUUACAGAACGACGUCCCGCCGCUGUGCGCGCGCAGUCCCGGGCUGAGCUCGCCGCGCGGCCGCUACUCUCUGCUGGACUGCUGCUGGACGCUCGGCGCCCUCCUCGUCUUUUUCUCGGACGGGGCCUCCGACCUGUGGCUGGCUGCCGACUACUACCUGCGGCGGGACUACCGCUGGUUCGCGCUCACCCUCGUCUUCGUGGUCGUGCCGUCUGUAGUGGUGCAGGUGCUGAGCUUCCGCUGGUUCGCGUAUGACUACUCGGAGUCGAGCAGCGCCGGUUCCGCCGCGGCAGCCGUGGUGGCGGCGUCCGGAGCUCAGAGGCGCUUCAGCACCGUGGAGAGCGGCGCCCGGAGCCGCUGCUGCAGAGCCUGCGCCUGGCUCUUCCACAGCAUCGUGCACAUCCUCCAGCUAGCUCAGGUCUGGAGGUACAUCCAUGCCCUGUAUCUUGGAGUGCAGAGCCGAUGGCGGGGGGACAGCGGACACAGACACUUUUACUGGCGCAUGAUGUUCGAGAGUGCAGACAUCAGCAUGCUACGGCUACUAGAGACCUUCCUGAAGAGCGCUCCUCAACUUGUCCUGCAGCUCAGCAUCAUGGUCCAGGCCAUGCAGGUCCUCCCUUUACAAGGCCUGUCUGCUUCUGCCUCACUGGUGUCUCUUGCCUGGAUGAUGGCAUCUUACCAAAAGGCUCUGCGGGACUCCCGCGAUGACAAGCUGCCCAUGUCUUACAAAGCAGCAGUUGUGCAGAUGCUUUGGCACUUGUUCAUGGUUGGGGCACGUGCUAUGGCGUUUGCGCUGUUCGCCUCAAUCUUCCAACUCUACUUUGGGAUCUUCAUCGUGUCCCACUGGUGUGCCAUGACCUUUUGGAUCAUCCAAGGUGAGACUGACUUCUGCAUGUCCAAGUGGGAGGAGAUCAUUUACAACAUGAUGGUGGGCAUCAUUUAUGUGUUCUGCUGGUUCAGCGUGCGAGAGGGACCCACACGUUGCCGCCUGCUUCUCUACAGCCUUAUAGUACUGGCCGAGAAUGUGGCCCUCACUGCUGCAUGGUAUUUGUACCGUGGCCCACGUAUCUCUGACUUCUAUGCUGUGGUGGUGGUGUGCGUUGUGGCGUGUAGCUAUGCCCUGGGUACCUUCUUCAUGUUUGUGUACUACUGCCUGCUGCACCCAGAGGGCCCUGUGACAGCUGCCCAUAUAGGAUGUUGCACAGUGGAGCGGGGUGCUGUGUCAGAGGCUUGUCUCUCAACAAUGACCUCUGCUCCUCCUCCAGAUGUGGUGAGCAGCCCACCCAGGACGUUGCAGAGGACUAAAGGAGGAGGAGAGCAGGAAGCAGCCAGUGAGGGGGCGGACGUCUUUCAAGUGCGCCCCCCUGCUAGUUUAAGGACUCCUGCACCCCGCCCCACCCCAAAGACAGAAGGGCCGGUUAUUCGAAUUGACCUGCCCAGGAAGCAGUACCCUGCCUGGGAUGCUCACUUCAUUGACCGCAGGCUGCGCAAGACCAUCUUGGUCCUAGAGGGUGCAGCACCAGGCACACCCAGGAUCCAGUACCGUUGUUUGGGCACGCCGAAGGAGGUGAUGGAGUAUGAAACAACAGUGUGAAUGCCACACAUUCUCACAAGAGAGGCCACCUGCUCUCUUACUCCAAAAUGCAGGAAGCUGUCAUUGCAUCAGCCUGCAGUCAGAUCACCCCAGUGCAAAUGGAGUUGCAACAGGCAGAGGGAGAGGGAGACAGAAGAGGGUACAGACAGUGCUGGUCAGGUCUCAUCAUAUGGCCUCUUCUUUUUUUGUCUUUAACAUCUGUAACGAUAUGCAUUGUAAGCAGUGGUAUCUGAGUGGUUAAGGCUUCUUGCUAGUGACAGGAAGGUGGUGGGUUCAGAUCCCAGGGCUGCCAGAGAGCCUAUAGUAGUAAGUCACUUUGGAUAAAAGCAUCCACAAAAUCUGUAAUACUCCAGCUUUUUUCAACCUAAUCUUUAUCUAACCUCUUAGUAACCAGGGCAACUGUUCUGAAGCUUUGGUUUCCAAGUUAUAUGAAACAUCAGACUUGGGCUAGAGGUGUUUUUCACAGAGUGUGUUCUUGGUUCUUUUGCUGUCUGUUAUUUCAGACUCUCCAGCCCCUGGGGAAAAAAAAAAAAAAAAAACAGCUCAAUGGCUCACACCUCACACAAAUAAUAACAGAUUUAAAACAGGACCAGCAGGAAGAUUACUGCAUUACACUGAUACUUUCAAUCACCCUACAUAGUGCAUUACGUGUACUCUAGUGCACAGCAUUUGAUAUUCAUCCACAGAAAAAAAAUACUUUAAUGAGUAUAAUGAGUAUAAUUUGUUUUUAAAAAGGUCUCUUGACAGGAUGUACACAUUUCACUUGGGACUUAAGUAGCCAUCUUGUUUAAACCUGAAGUGUCAAAGAACAGAUGACUCUUCACAGUAUAAUUUCUCCCUCACUUAAAUUUUCUCUCUGUUUUUCCCAAAAACUAAGCCUAACAGCACUCAUCUAUUUUAGUCUAAUAGCUAAUGAUAGAAUAUUUUGGCUGUUCAAUUGAAUAUGUUUUUCAUUCUGUAGUCCUACUCUAAUGAUGUCACCUAGCAGUUCAGGACUGUAUACAGUUACUGACUGUAGCCCAUCAGUCACUAGGCACACCAUGUCAACCCCCUCAACCCUGUCUGUGAAUGGAAAUCGACACCCAUAGGGCCCCUAACCAGGAAUUAUUCAGAUGGUGGACCAUUCUAGCACAUGGUAGUGUGUGUAGCACUAGUAUGCGUGUGUCAUUUUGAGCAAUGGUUUUUAACACUGUGCAUGCCAACCUUCUUACACCACUUUACAGGCAUGCAGUUAGAGACUCUAGAUUAUCUUUUUAUUAUUUCUAUGCACAAUUUAUGUCAGUCCUCCUCUAGUCCUUCAUCUGUGUCAGUUACUGAUCACAGCACUGCUUUUGGCUGGAUAGUUUUGGUUGAUGGACUUUUCAAACCUCUCAAGUAAACUACAAUCGGUCCACUGCAGAGAAUUGUUUAUCUCCAAAGAGAUCCUUUCUCAUUUACCUGAUAAAUGGCUAAUAUUGUAGUGUAGGUCCACGUGUACAGUAUAUUCACAUAUUUUACAUGUUACAUACGCUGCAGAUGAAGUGGAUACAGAAUAGGUUGAUAAUGCUGGAGUAUUCCUUUAAUGAAUAUAAAGUGUAGUAUGCUGUUUUUGGUAAUCCCAUUUUGUGCCCCACAAAAUAUCACAAGCUACUGGAUAAAAGAAUCAUAUAGCAUGUCUGCUACAGAGACCUAGAGCGUGAGGCUAAGAGGUUAAGACGCAAAGAUGUUGGAGAUCACGAAGAAUACAUCAUGUUGUGGUAGAGUACAGUGAUGAUGCUCUAAAAUAUCUUCAUAAAAUUGGUCCUGUUCCAAACUGCAACUAAAAUAUUUGCCUGAUUCUUAACUUUUAUUUGCUAUUUAUUUAUGGAGACUGAGGUAUUGUAGCUUUUAGGUGAGGUAACAUUUAUGAACAAAUAGAUUUAUUCAUCAGUGUUCAGCCCAUGACAAAAUAUAUAUAUAUCAGAUUAAAAAACAAAAACCCACCAGGUCUAAAAGAAUCCAAAUAUGAAAUUUUUUCUUAAGGAUUUAAUCCUUCAGACAGACACAAGACAUUCCUCAUAAAAAUGAUUUAAUAUACUUCUGCAGUAUUUUACAGAUGAUGUCUAAAAGCUAACAGGGCUCAGAUGUUUCAGGUCCCAACUGGACUAUAGUGCAUUUGCGAUGAAUCAAACUGUAGUGUAUGUUUACAUGUUUAAAGUCAUUCUCUUUUUUAUAAUUAAUAAAGGUUAGCAUUGAGGUUACAUGGCCAUGAAGAUUGGAUCAACAUGAGCAAUAAAAUCAGAGGUUCUUGCAUUGUAAAACUGCAAUUAGAAGGAUUUUCCACCAACAUAUCUGUAAAUUGUUGGUGCAUCAUUUCACUGAUUUCAUUACCUUCAUGUAAGCAUUAAUCAUCAUAUGUGAUACAUAGCAUGAUGUUUACAUACAGUUUCUAAGCUGAUUGUCUCUCACCAAAUCUCUGUGUGUGACAUAAACACACAUAAGCUACCGUUUGGACCAUAACUGUAUGUCUCAACUUGUUUUCUAUUUUCAGAAUGUGUAGGUAUGGUAUUUAAGCUUUUUAUCAUAAAGAUGAAACAAACUCAACGAAAAUAUUCCACCAAAAUAAUCAAAAGAGGUGCAUAAUUCAAAAGACAAAAUUCCAUUUGAGCUCAAUGAGGAUGAUGAGCUAUCAGGCAGAAAGGCUUAAUAAUGAGAAAUUAUUGUAUCAUUGUAGUAUAUUGUAAUGGCAUGGAUUUGUGGUGCUGGUAAGCAAGGCGGUGCAUCCAUAAAUACAGAAACAUAACCUUUCACACAGCAUUAUCUUUACCUGCACUGUCUCAGUACUGUGAUACCAUGUUGGUGCUAGCUGUAACACCUCAGCACAGCCUUCUGUAUGCCAUAUUAAAUCGAUAAAGACCAUAUUAGGUACACUGGUUUAUGCUGGAUUGAACUUGAGACACAUUAGCUAGAUGAAAAGCCUUACACUGCUCAUGCCAAUCUGUGAUUGCUGUAAAAAAAAAAAAAAGAUGAUGGACUUAAGCCAUGUGUGUGUGAGUAUGUUAUUUGGAAGAUAAUUAAAAAAAAAAAAAAAAAAAAAAAAAAAAUAUGUGUUUACUGGCUUGACCAAAGAGUGUUUUUCCUUAGAGUGUCUUCUGUAUGCUGGAAAUGGAAGUGCAUUCCUCAAUAAUGAAGUCAAAAUGCAAAUGUACAAAUGGAAAACAAGGGAUUUCAGUCUCAGCUUAUGUCCAUUUCUUUUUCUCAGUGAAUUUAGUAAGAUGGAAAUACUGCACUCAUGUGGAAUUAUACUGAAUAGCACCUCAGAGACCAGACGAUUCAGGCUAGAAUAUGAGUUGUUAUAAUUUCCAAUUUUAAGAGGUGUUUUUGAUAGAUAGAUAGAUAGAUAGAUAGAUAGAUCUGUAAUUUACCAUAUAAUAAGUUGAUUUAAAAAAACUGUUAAAGACUUAAACUCACAUGGAUGCCACCAUUAUUGGUUUUUAAACUUUUAUUAGAUCAGACGUCCAGCACAGUCAGAGGGCAGUGCAGAAGCCAAGCCACCAUACUCUACUGAACCAUUUAGACUUAUUACAACGUCUCAGUAUUUAUAUUCAUACACUUACUUACAUUACUUACAUUUCUUAAAUUCAACGUCAGUUCAUUUGUUUCUGCUGACCUCUUGUGCCUUCUGUCUAUUUAAA
Molecule: messenger RNA, 5308 nt
Organism: Pangasianodon hypophthalmus (striped catfish)
Lineage: Eukaryota; Metazoa; Chordata; Actinopteri; Siluriformes; Pangasiidae
Gene: xkr7a
Product: XK related 7a
Exons: 3
Coding region: 30-1655 (541 amino acids)
Biological process (GO): phosphatidylserine exposure on apoptotic cell surface; engulfment of apoptotic cell; apoptotic process involved in development
Cellular component (GO): plasma membrane
Source: RefSeq, a predicted model, not a curated record